Cololabis saira (Pacific saury) is the source of this 3346-nucleotide messenger RNA. RefSeq names its product uromodulin-like 1 (gene umodl1). Gene Ontology annotation, molecular function: peptidase inhibitor activity; calcium ion binding; protein binding. Gene Ontology annotation, cellular component: cell surface; extracellular region. The coding region runs from base 1 to 3159 and encodes 1052 amino acids. The record is from RefSeq and is a predicted model, not a curated record. The transcript has 17 exons. Lineage: Eukaryota; Metazoa; Chordata; Actinopteri; Beloniformes; Belonidae.
AUGAAAACACAGUGGCCGGCCCGACACGGCUGCGGAACAGGUUGUGUCUGGUCAGGUUUUACAGCAGCACAAUCCCACUUUCGAGUUACGUCAGGGAGGAAAAGGGGGAAAAAAAACGUCUGCUUAACAGCACUCCACCAACUCGGCUUCACUCUCCACUUCACUCUCAUUUCAUCUAACGCUCUAAACAGGAGUGGCGAGGUUACUACCAAACCAGGAUCAUGUCCGACUGCAGAUGGAUUGUAUCGCAGUUCUGUGGACUGUGAGUUGGAUAUAGACUGUCCAGGGUGGCAGAAAUGCUGCCAGAGAUGGGGCCGUUCUUUCUGCAGUGAUCCUGCAAGUUCAGCCAAUUAUUUUAAAAAUAAGGGCUGCCAGUGGAACGCAACAGUGACGGUGAAGACAGAUUACCAGCAACUGAUGUCCAAGGAUGAUGGGCUCCGUAAUCACACAAGAUUGUUACAAGCAAUGGUAACCGGAGCUCUGGAGUCUGAGGUUUCCAUCUAUUACUUCAGCUCAUGGCCUGUGCAUCCUUACAGAACUGCCACCUCUCUACUGAUCGGGUGCAACUUCACUCUUUCACUGUAUGAUGUCACAUCAAAACUGCACCUUCUUCUCAAGCACAUACCGGAGGUGUCAUCUGUGACAGUGGAAGAUAUGGACGAAUGCGAACACCCUGCUCUUCAUCAGUGUUCCCUUCAAGCAGACUGUAAUAACACAAUGGGCUCCUAUCAGUGUGUGUGCCAUCAAGGAUACACUGAUGUUGACCCCAACAACCCUGGAGUCUAUUGUACAGCUCAAGUCGCGGUGUGGAACACCACAGGGCCCCCGCUGACCCACCUUCCACUGAUGAACGCAACCUUCACCCCGUCUUCCAACGGCACACAGGACCCUCCAGGCAAUGGCACUGUGGGUCUCCUUAUCUCCUCUGAGACCAGCGUGAUAACACCUCUGAGUAACACAAGCUCUGUCACUUAUAAUUCAUCAAAUGCUUCACGAGGGACAAGUUCUGUGCCUUUUACCAGCAUGAGCACAGCUGCAGAGUCAACUCUGCCAACAUGCCAACCCGCCAUCAUCACCAGCUUGUGGUCGGCUAACGUCACUGGAGCCGCCAUCACCAUCUCCUGGUCAAGCCAGUUUCAAACCAACCAGACUUUCCGGGUCACUCUGAGCAAGGAGUCAGAGGUCAUUUACUUUUGGGAAACCAGUCAGACUAUGACAGAGAUGAGAGGACUUCAGCCCGGGGUACUCUACAAUCUUACUGUCACACCUUGUGUCUGUGGAAGGGAGGGAGCCGCUCAUCACAUGAUGAUCAAAACUGAUGCUCAGACUCUUGGUGCCACAACACGACUUUCUAACAUCCAGUUCACCGCUGACCUUAGGAACAGCAGCAGCCAGAGCCACCAAAACCUCACUAAGAGUUUUAUAGAAGAGAUCUACCAGUCUCUGUCUCCAGAGAUGAAAGUCAUGCUGGAUUCCGGCCAGAUGAGGGUUGAGGUCAGAGGCUUUUCCCCGGGGAGCGUGGUGGUAGAUUUCACCAUAAUCUUAAACCCAGUUCAAAGCUACGAAAUAAUUAAUGCAUCCACAGCCCUUGUGCAAUCUCUGAUGAACAGCUCCAAAUACGUUGUGGAUGCAAGAAAUACAAGCAUUAAAGAUUUUGAUGAAUGUGCCUCAGGGGAAAAUGACUGCUCAGUAUGGGCUUCAUGCAUAAACACCUGGGCUUCUUUCACAUGUGCUUGCAUUCGCGGAUUUAUAGACAAUAAUCCAAAAAGGCCUGGUCGUACUUGUCAAGCAAAUGCUUCUUUGGAUAUGACACCUGCACCAUCAGUGGCAACAUUUUCUACUGUAGGAGCAGCCCCCAGCUCUGAGAUAACACCCCCCGCGACGGCUCUGGUUAAAACCACAAUCACAGAGACACAAGACGUGGUUUCCACAGCAUUUACAACCACUGCUCAUGCUCCCACCACCUCUACCACUCCCUUAUCAACAGUCUUUCAUCUCCCUGCAAUUAACAGCGCUGCCCUAACAACCACUUCUGUCCCAACAACAACCAUUUCUACCUCUGCAAUAACUACUACAUCCUCUACUUCAACAAGCACCUCCUCCACCCUGAGAUCAGCAGCUAAUGCAUCUUUACAAGGAGCCAUCUCAGUUCAGUGCAGAGUUGCUUCCAUUACCACGACUGUUGCCAAAGAUUUUCUUGUGAAUGCUAACGUCCAGGAAAGCGCUUUAUACUUGGGCAUGAUGGAAUGUGGGGUCAAUGGAGGCAAUGAUACCCAUGUUCAGCUGACUGUAGCGUGGAAUGAAUGUGCCACUAUACUUGUGCACAAUGACACCUAUUAUACAGCAUCAGCAACCCUAUUUAGCACCAUGGAUCCGUACAAAUCACCCAAUGGAACAAUGGAAGUUCCCAGAAUACAACUCAAAGUCCCCAUCAUGUGCACCUACCUGAGGAGCGCGUUGAUCUCUGCAGACUUUGGCUCUAUGGGCUAUGACAUGAUCAAAGAUGUCCUCGUCGGCAUGGGAUCAUUCCCGGUGAUAGUGCAGCUGAUGAACGGUACCUCACCUUUGCCCCAGAACUACAGCCUGGCCCCCAAAGAGCCUUUGGUCUUGGAGGUCGGCCUCAAAAUCACAUCAGAGCAGAUUAAAGUGGUCAUCAAUAAAUGCUGGGCCACUCCCACUCAAAACCCUGCAGACCCCUUCACCUACACCUUUCUGGAGAACAGCUGCCCUCUGAACAUUUUCACCCAAGUGUUGAUGAAUGGAAACUCCACCACCUCCCGUGUGUCCGUGCAGAUAUUCUCCUUCAUCAGCCUGAAUGUGAUCUAUCUUCACUGCCAGGUUCAGAUCUGCGUGGAGAUCGGAUCAGAUACCUGUGUGCCUGACUGUCUACAAAGAAAAGCUCGGACCGCAGCUCGGACAGUUAGAACAGUGUUUGGCUCAUUUGGGCCUGUAACCAAGCCAGAUGACGAAUCUCUGGAAGACAAUUCUGACAUUCUUCAUAUAGUUGGCCUCUCCUGUCUUGGAGUCGGUCUGUCGCUCUUCUUCAUCAUUGGAUUUGUCUGUCUCUUUUACUGCCAAAGGAACCGCAUUGGUCACUACAAUUUCAACGUCAAAAAACCAAAAGAAGAGACCUUCACUUACCUGGACGUUCACGCCUAAAUCUGCAGCAGGAAGUAUGCUCAGCCAUUACCCGAGAGCUGCCUCUAGGUGUCACUGUUGCACUGCUUACAUUUAUGCUCUUAUCCAACACUGCUUAUCUUUGCACAUUAAGCUCCUUAUAAAAAAUAUUUAAACAAUAUUUCAGCCCCUCUCAUAUAAAUCAUGAUGUUAAAAUUACGUGUAUUGU